Messenger RNA from Cataglyphis hispanica, 6535 nucleotides. It is a transcript of the gene sv, whose product is annotated as paired box protein Pax-5-like. The transcript is spliced from 13 exons. Gene Ontology annotation, molecular function: DNA-binding transcription factor activity, RNA polymerase II-specific; RNA polymerase II cis-regulatory region sequence-specific DNA binding. The coding region runs from base 1396 to 3297 and encodes 633 amino acids. The record is from RefSeq and is a predicted model, not a curated record. NCBI's taxonomy places the organism in Eukaryota, Metazoa, Arthropoda, Insecta, Hymenoptera, Formicidae. Gene Ontology annotation, biological process: regulation of transcription by RNA polymerase II; anatomical structure development.
GUCCAGUCCGGGACAGCACGCCUCCUGCUGCACGCUCCACGAGGUAGAACGACGAACGGUAGACACGACGACGUUUAGGACCGGUACGACGUUACGCGCGCGCGGGCCCAGCUUCUCGUACGCACAUUGAGGGCCCCCGGCUUCUCUCGCCCUUUAUCACGCAUCGGCGCGCCGUCACGCAUUUCGUCGACCGCGACGAAAUUUCGGACUUUUGCGCGGGGGAGUUUCGAGUAUUCGCGCAAAAAGGUGUCCUCUUGAUCCUGCCGGUAUUUUCGCCGUCGCCUCGACGUCUGAUCGUGUCUUUUGUCAUUCGGCGACGGGAUCGGUGCGUGAUUUUGCUCGGACGUCAGUCAAUCUUAUCGCGUUAUUCCGGUGCAUUUUUCGACAUCGACUUGUGCACAGGGGAUGAUAUUGUUUUCCGACAGAAUUGUUUGACGUCCCAAAGCUUCUUGUCUUGACGUAUGAAAUAUUCGAAUAUUCGACGUAGGUCGGAGGAUUCUGUGUUCGAGAUAUCCUAAGAUAUCCAAAGAGAUUCCGUGACGACUGCGAGUGACGUUUCCAUUUGGCUGUAUCAGUUCGAUCUCGACGAUUGAAUUCAUUCACGAUCUUCACACAUUCGCAUGUAUUUCCGACUCGCGACCGAUCGCGACUGAACGAUCGUCACCCCAUCGAAUGUCAUAACCGAUAUAUAUCGGAAUUCGCGACUCGCUCUCUCUCACCAAGACGACGACACAUCGCCGUCCCCACCUACGGCGACCACGCGUUCAGCCACGCGAUCAGUGGGACCAGCGAUCCGGAAGGUUUCGCACGGCAACGGUGACCAACGAGCCGCGCAUUCUUAAUGGACACCUGAUCCACGGUGAUUGACCACGUCGCCCAAGAUACAACGUCAUCAGGGUGACGAUUAUCUCGUCAAAAUCCUGAAAUCUUCAUCCCAGGACUUUGACGAGAUAUUUUCGUACUUUUUCGAGGAAACUGAUUGCGAGGUGAAUCGAUUCGGAGUCAAAAAGGCCUUCGGGUGGUGUUGUGACGAUUUACAUUUGUGUGGGACCUGUGCGGGUAUGAGAGACUGUUGUAAACAGUGCGACGGGCCGCUCGAACGGUGAAGUGAGCUGCCGCGGGGUGUUUAGUGAGCGCAAUUUCGAGAGACUUUAACGCCCGGCGAGGAGAUAACCGAGGGAUAUAACUAGACGGCAAGGACGACCGCGACGACGACGACGACGACGAGGCUAUUUGUAUUCAGAUCAACGUUGUGCGCUUUACAAUUCCAGCGUUGCGCAUCGUACCGAAGGCGACGAGGAGUUGUACGGACGCCUCGUCCAACUCGGCGAGGUAUUGUCCGAGAUAGAGGAAGGAGGUGGCGGGAGGAGAGGGUUGGAAGAAGGGUGGCGUGCUAUGAUCAGCAUGGAGCUUCCGGCACACGCGACGCAGCAUGGUGCUCUACACCUGGGGGUCGGAGUCGGGAUCAAUCCAGGUGACCCUGCCGGAAGUGCCCUGGCCGCCAUUCAUCCGCAUCCCCAAGACUCUUUAGCCCUCCACCAUCAUAAUCACGGCGCUGCGACACCCGGAGGUAUGCAUGAGGACUCCAAGAAAAAACAUGACGGCAGCCACGGGAUGAACCAGGACGGUCACGGCGGAGUCAACCAGCUCGGCGGCGUCUUUGUGAACGGGAGGCCCCUACCGGAUGUAGUCAGGCAGAGGAUCGUCGAACUCGCGCACAGCGGCGUCCGACCGUGCGACAUUUCGAGACAACUCAGGGUAUCUCACGGCUGUGUAUCCAAGAUACUGUCGAGGUAUUAUGAAACCGGUAGCUUCAAAGCCGGCGUUAUAGGAGGCUCCAAGCCGAAAGUAGCGACGCCGCCGGUGGUCGACGCGAUCGCUAAUUACAAGAGGGACAAUCCGACCAUGUUUGCGUGGGAGAUUAGGGACAGAUUGCUGGCCGAAGGCAUUUGCUCGCAGGACAACGUGCCAUCCGUCUCUUCCAUUAAUCGGAUUGUGAGGAACAAGGCGGCGGAGAAGGCGAAGCACGCGCAUCAGCAACAGCAGGCGCAGCAGCAGCAGCAAGGUCAGCAGCAAGGUCAGCCAGGCUCGGGCGGUUCUGUGUCGGUGAUAGCACACGCACCUGCGACAGCGGCAGGUCAUCCCGCUGCCACUGCACCCAACGCUUACAGCAUCAGUGGCAUCUUGGGCAUCCCGGCGCAUCAUCAGGAUCCUAAUGGCAAUAGCAUCAAGAGGAAACGCAGCGUUGACGAUGAUAAUCGCGACCUGAACGACCAUACGGAAAAUGACUUGAAGAGGCAAAGAAGCAACUACAAUGGCGAUCAGCUGUAUUCAAACCUGUGGUCGAGUAAAUGGAGCAUCAAGGACGAGCACAAGCUCCUGAGCGAACUCGGCGGCAGUGGUGGUGGCAGCGGGAACGGCGGUAACACAAACGGUAGUGGAAACGGCAACAGCGGAGGUGGUGGCGGAAACGGCGGCGGUGGAGGUGGCGGAGGUAACGGCGGUUACUACGAACACAGCGGAUUCCCCGGGAACGCUAUUGCCACCUCCGCCGAGCUGUACGACUCCCUGGGCACCAUCAGCACGAUGACGCAAGCGCAAACGCCCCAUCUCUACACUCCGCCCAUAGGGGGCACCAUAGCAGGUGGUACUUUGACGCCGCUCGCGCCACUGACGAUGCAAGAACUAAAAUUGAGCCAAACAUUGGACGGGGCUAACAUGUCUCCUUACCACACCACCGCAGAGAGCAGUACCGUCGCAGUAUCGUAUGUCGGGGUGGGGGCCGGUGGGGGCGAGCAAAGUCCCCCGAUUUCGUUGCAGAACGAGACAAACGCCACCCCCGCGGCCCCCAACACCCCCGGAGGGGAUCCCGGACUGACGGUCUUGCAGCCGCCAGUUUCUCAACCCCAAGUAGCCUCUGCGAUACCGCCGUACUCGACGAUGCUCCCAAGUUUCGGACACUACGCCACCGGUGGUGGCGAUUACGCGUACAGCGCUGCGUAUUCCCAGUACUCGAGUGCACCGUACAGCGGCUAUGGUUAUGGAGCAGCGACAAGCGGGUUGCUCAAUUCCACGUACUACUACUGCAACGGAGACACAUCCACCCACACGUCGCAGCAGGGGGGUAGCGGUGGUUGCACCGGCGGUGGUCCGGAGAGCAGCGCCGAUGUUGCCAGCCGUUCGCCUCUGGCGGCGACCAGAGCCAGCAGCGGGGCUAGCGCGGCCUCGCCGACCGGAAGCGCGUGCACCAAGCCGGACCACACCUCCGUCACACCGACGGACCUCUAUCUCGCCUGAUGGUCGAACCGCGCGAAUACCGGGGGGAACGGCCUCUGGCCAUGUGUCAUCCCGGCGAUCGGCGGGGAGACAGCGGGCAUUGCGACAACGGGCGCCAUAUCACGAAGAGACAUCAUGUCAAAAUUAAGCAAUGAUCUCUGAUUUAACCGCGUCGGGAAAACGCGCGGUGGGAGCUGCGCAUGUGGAAUCUAUUAAUCGGUGGGUCGAGAAAGAUCGAAGAGAAAGGAAGCGCGAUUAAAGAAAAAGAUUGGGAUGUCGAUGGAUAUCUGUGACAUUUCGGGAUUAGAGAUGUUGAAGAGAUUCUAGAAAUUCUAGAAAUUCUCUGACUCUCGUCGCGUGGAUCGGAUAAAGAACUUGAGAAUUCUGAUUUAAUUGAUGAGCGCGUGAUGUGAUAGCAGAUAAAGCGAACUUGAUGCGAGUGACGACGGUCGUGUCGAAAUUGGCAUACAAAGUCCCCUCGCGUCGCCGCUGUUUCCCGCCGCUAUAAAUGUCAAUCACCGCGUUUUAUUUAUUCUCGUCAUGAUUCGAGGAAACAAUCAUUAAUCAAUCGAUUGAUCGAUCGACUCGUAAAUUGCCGACAAUUGGCGGCGACGCGAGUGGAUCUCGAGCACUCGAGAGCCGAUCGUGUCGUAGACGAUAUCGCCGCGACUCUCUGGACAGAGCAUGCGGUGAUAGGUAUAGUUUAAUUUAAUGAUCCUCAGUUAGCGUAAUUUUCACGCGAUGGUCCACGCGAGCGCGCGGCUUGCGUCAGCAAAGUAUAGUCGCCGACCAUGUAAAUAUAUAUAAAUUGAACAUAUAUAAAUAAGAAUACAAAAAAUAUAUAUAUUAUAUAUAUAUAUGAUCUGUGUAAACAAAAAAGUCAAGCGCCCCGAUGACACCUUUAUUCUCUCCCGUAGGCACGACGAACCCCCUCCUCAUCCCGUAAGAGUAUCGUAGAGUAUAACUCGAUAAGUUUGAGAUUUUUAAAUCAGGAGUCGACGUAACGAUCACUACUGUUAAGGAUAUUAUAUAUAUUUUUUGUAGAAACCAAAGACCAUACACACAUAUAUAACACAAACACACAUGCGCGAGUAAAUCCACAAAUACAUGCACGUACACAUGUCACACGCGUACCACACACGCAUGCAGCACGCACAGGCAUUGAUACACGUAACGCGGGUAGUCGAACGAACAAGCACGUCUGCGGCAAAAAGCGUGCCAGUUCUGAGCGGCCUUUCUGCACGGAUUUAUCACGCGUAAUCGCGAGUGAUGUGUAUAGGAUCGACGUAAACUCUAAUUAAAAAAGAAAAUAACAGAGAUAACAGUUAAAAUAAAAGAGAUAGUUUAAACAAUUUUGAAAUUAAAAGGUGGCAUUUUUUUCACCCAUUAUCGAUAUAAAUGCUCGAUUAAAAAAUUUUUUUUUUUUUUUUUUUUCAAGAUAAGUACGCGCAUCGUAGCAGGAUAUCGAGCAUUAUUGCAUGGAGAGCAUUCGUAUUCGUGAUAAUUAGCGCAAGUCGGCACAUGGACAUUUCCUCGACGGACCGGCGAUCACGCUCGUUCCGUUCCGUUCGACGCGCUUCCGCUUUACGGCGGAAGUCGUACUUCUUCCCGCUCGCCGUCGGGCGGAACGCGCCUAGAGAAGAUUAUCACGAAGGCGUAAUUAGCGGCCGGGCGUCGGUGAUUUUUAAUGAGAAAUUACGCUCGCGCGAGAGAGCAGUUCUCCGAUUUAAUAAUCGCGCUAAUCAUUGACGCCUCGGCAGCGGCACGCGCUACCAAUUUCAUGCGUCUCGAAUUAUUUCAGUCAGUACGCUGUAUAAUGUUGUAGAUCAGAAAUUGCUUGGCGAUACUUAAUCCGACAAUUUCUAGUCACACACGCGCGCACACAUAUACAUAUACACACGUACACAAAUAUACUCGAAAGGUGCGCUAGUGAACAAAAUAUUGCAAUAUGUUUGAAGUAAAUUCAAAGGCGAGUAUCGUCUUACAAUGUUAAUCAUAUCGAUGUAAAAAAUAUUAUUUCAUCUCGUUAGCGUCGAUCCAAAACGCGCUCGUGAAAUCGAAAUUAUCAACCUUAGCCAAUUGGCCAAAUUUAUCCCGAAUCUCUCGCCCAAUGUUCCGUCCGUAUCGAUCGCCUUUCGUCCGAUAAUUAGACCGUACUCACAAGGAUCAAACGUUUCGUCUCCAUACUGUCUUUUGCAUUAUGUUCUUUAGCAAGUUAUAUUUUAAAAAAGAUAAUUAGCGAUUGUAAUUAACGAUUGCAAAUGAAAUCAUUAAAUUAUUAAUCGAAUAGCAAAUUGCGAUUAGUUACACUUACAAUAACGUGAUAAGAAGCCGUGCGGGAAGGUAGAAACGCAAAAAAAAUGCGAAAGAUUGCUACCGUUUCUUUCUUUUGCGCUCUCUGUAAAUCCCGAUGACAUAAUUUACCCAGCUCAGUAUCGUCAAAUGGAAGGCACAAAUUUUCAAAAAAGUUCGAGAAACGAUAUUCAACGCGUGAAUACAUGAAAUGUACGUUUGCAUCUUGAGUGGUCAAACAUUGGCUAGAUAUUGCGUCUGAUGCUCGGUAUGAUUAUUCCGCGAUCGAUUAUUGCGUACUUACAUUGUUAUUUUAUUGCUAUUAUCGUAAUGACGCUGAUUAUAUAUAUAUAAAUAUAUAUAUAUAUAUAUAUAUAUAUAUAUAUAUAUAUAUAUAUAUUAAUUCUUAUUUUAUUUGCUAUUUUCACUAUUUUCAUUAUUUUAUCACGAUUAUUAUUCUUAUUAUUAUAUUAUAUUAUUAUAUUAUUAUUAUAUCAUCAUCAUAUACAUCUUUAUUAUAUUAUUAUUUAAUGCCUUUAUUAUUUAUUAAUUGUAAUGAUGACCUAUGUGUAAUAAGUUUUGCCAAAGAACCUGUCGAGAGAGCAAUAUUGCAGUAAACAUUUUCUAGCCUCCAUAGGAGAAAAAACUGUCCGAUGCACAAUUAUAAUAUUGAAAAAUUGAAUGUGAAAAACACAGAGAUAAAUGACUGUGCGCGGCGUUCGAGCGAUAGACGAAAUACAUGAAUUUGUCCGCGCGAAUUGUAGAUUCACGAAUCUCUGUGAGAUCUCGACUCGAAUAUGUCGCGGCUGCGCAUUUUUUAAAUGAGCACACAAUUGUCUUUUAUUUUAUCAUUUUAUCUUCCGUGUGAUAUUCUUGUUCCGUGCGCCGCUCUUGCCGAGUCUCGCUGUUGAUACUUGCAAACAAAACUCUGUACAUCCUUUUUAAAUAAAUAUGAGGUUUAUAUGAA